This is a messenger RNA of Dermacentor albipictus, 7894 nucleotides long. RefSeq lists its product as uncharacterized. Gene Ontology annotation, cellular component: membrane. Lineage: Eukaryota; Metazoa; Arthropoda; Arachnida; Ixodida; Ixodidae. The record is from RefSeq and is a predicted model, not a curated record.
CACAAUGCAUGGGCGCAGGUACGUGAUUCCGGACGGGCACCGCGUGGCGUAUUCGUGCAUUCUACAGCGAUAUGCCACAUUGCUUUCGGUUUCGAUUUCUCUCGUUGGCUGACCAGCCGCAGCGCCCUUGCGGCGUCCGCGUCCUUUUUAUUGCGCCCGACAGGUGGCGCACGGCGCGUCCGUUCGUAGGCGCUCGUUCGUCGGUCGUCUGCAAUUUUGGGCGUGAUACCCCUAGUCCCGGCGCGCGAACCCGAGGUUCGAAGCAAGAGACCGCGAUUCGAAAAAGCUCUCUCGUGUUCUCUCAACGUGCUUCGUCGACGGUCCAUCAUGCUCGUCGCCGUGGUGAUGUUCGUUUGUGCCGUGCUGUCCGUCGGUAGCGGAAAGAGCUCUGCACCGGCCUACGAGGAGGGCUUCGACAAGAGUGCUUGCCAAACCCUGUGCCCCGUUCCGGGCUGCCCGGACAACGCGUCGGACGAUACGGAGCUCAAACUCUCCGAGCGUGGCUUUCCUCUCGCCAACAGCUUUCAGUUCCCGGACAAGAUUCGACGUUACACACCGUUCAGAGUGAACAUGAGUUCUCCCGACGUGGCGGUGAACGCGCUGAUCCUGGUGUUUCGCUCGACGAGCGGCGGCACCGAGCCACAGGGAUACUUCGAAAAGUGGUCCGACUCGCUGCGUCCGCUGCAGUGCGAGGACGGGCCGCCCAACGCGCUCACUAACCGCGACCUUUCCGGCAAGCACGACUUCUGGUUCUCCUGGAUGCCGCCGGAUUUGCCGGAGAUCGACGUCGCCCUCAAGGGCACAUUCGUGGUGAACAACGAGUACUGGUAUGACAUCGAGAUCGCCAGCGCUUUCCAGGUGGAUGAAUUCCCUGUCUCCAUGGAAGGCUGCGGCCAGGUGAAGAGCUGCGUGACGCUCUCGCGCACGCGCACCAAGUGCGAGAAGGCCAGCCGCUGCGACCUGACCGUGACGUACGCCCUGAGCGCGGACAACCGGACGCUCGAGGUGACGAUGGGGGGCGUCGCAUCCAUGGCCGGCCGCUACCUGGCGAUCGCCUUCACCAACGACACGGAAACCCUCAAGGGCACCAGCAUCUUUGCUUGCACUAGGACCGAAAGGCUGGCGGAGGUGCGGCACUUCACGCUUGCCGAUGACAAGAGCAUGCCCAUGGAGACGAACCAGGUCCUGGAGAACACGGCGUUCGAGCAAGACGGCGAGCGCGUCUGGUGCCGCUUCGAGACUCCCGUGCGCGUGGCCGGAUUCGACCUGGCCGCUCCCCUCUACCAGCUGUAUUUCUGGGGCCAAGCCAAUCUCACGUCUGGCCAGAUCGAGAUGAGUCCACCGUACAAGACUUCCAAGGAGCCCAUACAAGUGGGCGUGGCCCAACACAGCAGGCUCACCAGCGCCUCCUCGCGAGAGAGCGCGCCGGUGUUGGCUGUGCUCGUCGCGGGACUCGUGGCGUCGAUACUCCUGCGGCCCAUGUCCUAAUCUCUGUUACGGCGAAGUUUACUCGCGUUGCACGAUUUCGUCGCGAUCUUGCGCGAAUUCGCAACCUCUGCAGCACUGUUCGCACGUGGCACCACAGUCGCUGGUGGCACACAUAGCAGAUUUCUUCAUCUCUCCUUUUUUUAUUAAGCACGGUAAUUAAUUACUUUCUGCGCGCAGGCGAUGUUACCAGAACUCAAUACGCGCUAUACCGUCUUCAAGUUGGGAUAGUGAUGCGAAAGCUAGUUUUGUUGCGAUGGUAGCCGAUGUUUGACAUAGCACACCCGCGGGCCAUCAAGUUUGCAACGUGAUUUUGUUUUUUGGAUUGGUCCUACUAGUAGCAGCGCAGGAGGCAUGGUCCUUACGAACCAGUGCUUGACGGCGCUGCCAUCUGACCAGAUCGAGGAGCUCCUGACAAGAUUCUCUCAAGUGCGGAGCAAGCAUCACUUUCCGCCAGAGGAAGACUGCCUACAGCUUCCGUAGCUCUUGCGGAACGGUAGUAGUCGUGUAAAGGAAAGCGGAAAAUCAAAAACGAGAAAGUGCGCACGUUUUCAGACAAUGAUGUAUGCUUGGCUGAAAUUUCUGAAAUAAUUUUACUUUUCGCCACGUGACCUUCGCUUUUUUACACGGGCACCGUCACAAUAUAGAGCGCGCUGCCCCCCAGCAAAGCUCCACGGGCAUUGUGUGUCACUGUUGAAGGUGCUGGUAUGCUUGCUUUUGUGAUCGUUCUCCGUGUCGAAAGACAAAAUGUCGAUUCAUAAGGUUAAAGCGAGACAUCACCUUAUAGGGAAACCUCGUCUAUCAAAGCAUGUGCGCCCACUUGACGGACGAGGUUUCGAGAGUGUAUUAGAAGUCGCAAUGGCGAGGACAGACGGCUGCCAUUUUCUCCGAAUCGUUAGUUUGGAAUAGUAGCUCCAAUUAAUUAUUAUACGCAUCUCAUUUCGCUGGCUCUGUGUACUUCGCCGUCGGAAAACCUAAUCAGCAGUAGGGAGCGAUGACCGGCUAGUCGAUGUUGCAUGGCCUGAAAGUGCACACUUUGAAUAUGUAUUCCCGCCGGCAGUGACGAACAUCCCACCCCCCCAAAAGAAAAAAACAAGAAGACCUUACAUUUCCUUACAAUAGACCUUCAUUUUCGUAUGAUAGCCACCUUCAUUUGAACCUACUGAGCCCUGUUCUAUUGACGGCGUUUCAGUCACUGCCUGCUGAGGUAGUGCCGAUGAGUGCUAGCAAAGCUUAGCGGCACGUAGGUCGUGUGCGACAGUUUUGUUUGUUGAACUAGCCCUAGUGUUCGGUAGCAGACGGCAAUGAAAGUUAUCGUCUCCAAUCGUGUGUCAGGCACUGUAGCGUGCUAGAAUCUUGAGUUUCGAUCCCCGACGCCGCGUGGCAACGAUAGUGUGGAGAGAUGCAAGAAACGAAAUGUUCGCUCUGGUUGUCCUCAAAGCGAGGACUUCCAUCUGUCUGUCGCGAUCUUCAUAAAAGAACACACGCUAGCGCUGGGCAGGUAGCCUCGUUCCCUACUACAACGACAAUGCACUGCGGCCACCAUUCGAAGCAGCGGGGGAGAGCGGUGCCGUAACGUGGACUGCCGGCAUCCAAAUAUGGCAGUGCUUUCCAGCUGGCCGUGAAAAACAAAUCCCCCUAAACUGCGCUGUUUCACACCAUAGCCGUGCUUUGUGCUAAGCCUGGAAACAAAGCGACUUAUUCGCGUGCGAAUUGCACAGCCCGGCGUUCGCGGCACGAUAUGAGCCAGAGGUAACGCCUCUUGCUUUGUCACCGGCUCGCUCGUGGCACAUUGCAAUAACCAAGGUGUCAGCCUGUCAAUUCCAUCUGAAUCGACUUAAGCGAAAAAGAAAAAAAAAAAACCGGCGAGAAGGAAUGGUCGAAGCGACGGUGGUGCCAGCGUCCAUAAGAGCUGCGUCGCUUUCUUUGUGCGUUUUCAAUUUUUUGCCGUGGCGAUCCAGGCCGUACGAGACUAUCUUUCAGGUUAUAUAUAUAUAUAUAUAUAUAUAUAUAUAUAUAUAUAUAUAUAUAUAUAUAUAUAUAUCCACUUACGUCCCUUUCCUGCCUGAGUCAAGCCGAAAGCAGUCGCGAGCUUCUCCUAUGAUAGUUUGCCGAACUGUACUCCAUCGUGCAUAUUUCCGCGGGGAACAGCUGACAGCUAUAGCGGCAUUUUAAUACCAUGCAACAUCACAAGGCGGCACGGUACAAGUUAUUGCAACAGUUGCGCUACCGCUAUAUCUGCAAACAUAAGGAAGAGAAAUAACUUUGUAGUUGAGUUCAGAUCGAGGCUCAGGUACGGCUGUGGCGCUUUUCACUUCUUAUUUUUCGCGCGAUGAAGGUUUCCUUUUCUGUCGAAGCACUCCAAGUUACAUGCACAAGAACAUAAGUAUGGAAAUCGUAACGACAGAUGAUGCGCUAUCAUUAUAGCAGCUGCUUUCCUAAUCAACUUCAGACACUGUGAACGCUACAUUUCUGUACCGAACUCAAACCAUAACAACUGUCUAAGGCACCUUGUUACCGACAGCGCUGAGUGGGACAAGAAAUGCGUUAAAUCUAGAAAUAGCGUAGUAUUUACAGGAACGCGCUUUGGUUCUUGUGCUGACGCGUGCGAGCAUAUCCUUGGCAGCACUGCCGUGUUUUAUAGGACGUUUCUUGCAGUUAUCUAAAACUAUUUUCGUCUCGGGUUUGCUUCUCGCACAUCGCAAUAUAAUUUUUAUUAUUAGCUAUUCUUACCUUUAUUUCCUGCAGAAUAUGUUUGUUGUAUACGAUGUAUAUUUCCGGUAUAGUUUUGGCACUGACAUCGAAGACGUAGCAUUUCAGUGAGAAAAAAAAAGAAUUAUAUAUAUAACAGCGCGUACAACUCGGCAGGCUCACUAGUCACCAUGUCGCUUCCAUUCACGCAAAUCGCUCUCGCACGCUCUCGCCACCAACGACACACCACACGCAAUCGGAACACGAGCAGGCAUCGUUGAAGCUGCCACUCAUUGUUUAUCGCAGUCAGGUCGCUCGCACGCUUCCUUGAUUUUUUUGUUGUUGUUUUGUUUUGAAGGGUGCGAAGACACGGCGCCGCGAAUGGCUCACACCACUGCCCGCACGCAUGUAACGUGCGCAAACCACGCAUCGCGCAAAUAAAAGGGACGAGACGAUUCCGGCGAUUCUGUCGUUCUAGGCAGAAGGAACUUAUGCAUGGAGCGUGGCGACGCUCUCAUUGCGACAAGCAUUUUUUUUUUUUUGGAGUGUUCCACGUCGCCGCGACCUUUACUGAUAGAAUUGUAACAACUUAGUUUUGUUAGUGCAGCAUUAUUGACCGGAAUGGCCCUCGUCCCGCAAUACAACAGCUGUGCGGUAGAAAGCAAAGACGAGACGGAACAGAAUCUGGCGAAGGAAUCCUUUUAAAGGGCGCGACAGCCUAUGUAAAUGUUGUUAUCCACAAAAAGCAGUUUUUUUUUUGCUUGCAUGCUAGCGCACUGUCGCAAGAGGUGUACGUACGGCAAGCAGGCGUUCUCGUUGCCCCUGGACUUACGUAACCAGCGAGGGACAAUUAUGCGAAUUCGCUUGGCAUACUGCUACCUAUUGGCAACCACUCCGAAACCGGAGAGGGCGGUUAAAUUCAGUUUUUUAUUUUUUAUAUAGGAACAAGUCUGCUACGUGGUAUAUUUGAACGACUGUAGCUCUUCGCUGCACAAAUUAGUUGUUGAAGUGAAUCGUGCAAUGAACGAACUAUAAUGUUUAGAAGCCAUGAGGUGAUGUAAGCCGCCCACGACCGGUGCAGCAGAGGCCUGUUUGCGGUUAGGAGACGGACAUAAGCGUAGGCUUCUGCCGAUGUAUCGCUGUCUGUUGGCUAGAGUACAGUUAAUUGCGAAGUAACAAAUCUUUACUCCAUAGUACGUUUUUAUUUUUCUCUGUUGCAUUCAUGUUUCACGAGCUGCAUUUUAUUCAUUUUCAUUUUUCCCAAGCCCGUAGGUCAUUUCAUUUCACUUUUGGUGUAUAAACCUUACGUAAAAAGCCAAUUGUCGCUUCGUGUUUCCAUUCUCGACUGGCGCCUUUGCUUUCUUGUUUGAGUUAAGGAGGAACCGUAUAGCCAGCUUAAAAGGAGGAGGAGAUUAGUUGUCUUCUGUGCAAUCACCCGUGUGAACGCAUUCUCUUUUCACAUUCCUUUAUGUGCUCUUGUUGCUUACUGAAGCCGAGCAGUUGUUUUACACACAACCAAAAGCCAUUCGCAGCGACACUUACCUUUUUACUCUCAGGAAACUCUCGUUUGCCACCUGUUCACAUUCCAAUUCUUUCGAACCACUGAAACAUCAGCGAGCAAAUCCUACUGCAGUAUUCUUAUUGCUACAUUUUUUUUUACGCUAGUGCAGUCAUGGAGAAGUGCUUCUCCGCAGGCAGUACUUUUUCGAGUUCUGCAUUCGACGUUGAAGGCCUAAACGUGGAAUCUUAAACGCCGACCCAAUCUUGAGUUAGUAGGUAAAGAGAAACGGCAGUUUGAACGAGCAGAGUUCUGACCAAUGUUUUGGCUCGUCGUCACGGUAAUGCGUGCAACGAAGGCGGAUCACCGCAUUAGGUAGCUUGGGCACGUCCUGAUCUUUGGCCGUUGGUCGUCCGUCGUAAGCGGGAACAGAUUACACCCGGCGACUGGGCCCCGCCAUAUUUUCAUAUUCCUAAGGUGUCGGGUACAACCGCUGCUAUAAAGGCCAGUCGAAGCAAAGGCCGUGGAAGGAAACUGCCAUCGUAAAACGUGUGUGGUUAUAUAUAUACAUAUAUAUAUAUAUAUAUAUAUAUAUAUAUAUAAAGAGAGAGAGAGACAGAGAGGGCCACUUCGUCAUCAACUUCAAAUUUACUUGUGCUACAAAAAGAAAGGUACAAUAUUAGACUGGCUUUCAUGACAAUUGUCGCAUAGGAAGUGGCUCCAGCGGUUGAGGUGACAAAUAAGGCACAAGAAAGCCUUAAAGAAAGGCAAGCAAUGAUUGAACGAGCUACACUGGAUUAGAUGCGUUAGUGUAAGGCACUCCUCAAAAACACUUGAAACAAAAUACUAGAGAGAGAGGCGGACAGAGGGAGAGAAAAGAUAGAAAGGCAGGAGAGGUAGGAAUGUUAACCUGACAAGAGUUUCCGGUGCGCUACUCUGCAGCGGGAUCGGGGAAAAUCGGUUGGAUCAAAACAUAAGAGAAUGUGUAAAUUAGUGUGAAUGACGUAAAAAUAUUCCAACUUUUUCUAUCUUCCCUUUUUUUAAAGCUGCUUCUUUCGUCAUUCCACUCGUGAGUUCGGUCUGGGUGUCGUUAUAUUGGCUGUUGCUUUUGAUAGCAGCUCGCCUUGGAGCGACGUGUGCACGCCGUAACUGACGGACUCUUUCUGCAAUACUGCUAGGUUUUGAAACGCGAUGUUUUUUACACGAAGUGCACGUUUUCUUAAGCGCUAUUGGCCUAAACGUACGUGUGUCUGUUUUGUAACCUUACAGGGGUGUUACUAAGACAACUCCUCUCUCAAGUCCCUUCGCGAUUUUUAUAUGCACCCUUGGAUACCGUGGAACACCCGCCAGUGAUGUGCUCUGCCCACAUUUCCCUUGCUUUUCUUUUAUUAUGCUCACUGAGCACACAUGCAUGAACUGUUGAGAGCUCGCCCUUUUAUUUUUUAAGCUUUACCAAAAAACAAAGCUCAACGAACAAAUGUGCAAUUCGAAUUUAUGUGUUGCUAGAAUCGAAACGAAGUCCCUAUUUACUCGUACACCGUCAGCACAGCUGCGUUUCGAGUAGUCAUUACGGGUGUCGCGCAAUUCGUGUUACCUUCCUUUAUGGUCGUCUUGUUUGGACCACUGCGUUGGUCGCCUCACCGCAAGGCUAUUUUUCAGAUCACGGAAUGAAGCUUGUCCCAGUUGGGCCUGUCUAUUAUUAUUUGUUUCUCGAUCACGUUACAGUGAAAUCGUCCCAGGAACUAGUCAUGCAACUGCCUCUGUUUUAGAAGUGGUAUGUAUGGUGUGUAUAACGCGUAAGUCUGCUUUACAUAUAUUCAACCAAAAUGAGGCAUUUGCAUUGUAGGCUGCUUAGGCUGCCGUCACGAGCAUUAGUUAUUCUUUUACUAUGUGUUUAAUUGGGCCGGUUUGAGUAUCGUGACCUUUACUACUUGACUCUGUGCGUGCUGUAGUGAGCGCUAUUUCCCGUCUGUUGUGUCAUAUUCCGUGGCUAUUAUUCUGUUUACUGACAGCUAAGCUAUUUGCUGCUUGUAGUACGCUACCUUAGCGCGCCCCCAGCAUUAUCUAACCUGUAUAUAUGUUCCCUCUUUCUCAACGUAGGCGCUUGCAAGUGAGUGUGUGCGCAAACCGUGACUUUUUUUGUUAGUUACUGAUUCUGAUGAACAUAUCAGAGUGCACUGGCUUGAUGUGAGUGUGUAAAUAAAGAAAUCUUAGAAGCAA